AUGGGAAUCGCUCACUUUUCUCCUUCUUCAUCUCCAUCCAUGUCUCUCACCAGAGCCAACGGUUUCUCUAUUGGCCAGACCGUUGAAGUCAUCAACAAUUCUCCCCUUUCUUACUUUGAAGCCACCGUAAUCUCUCGCCUCCCCAAUGGCUGCUACGUCGUCGAGUACAACUCACUAAAUGACGACGACGAGGAAGACAACCACGAUAACCGUUUCUUCACAGAAACCGUUUACCCUAACGACCUUCGUCCUCAGCCACCACCUCUCGUUGUUUCAGCCGCCGGUUUUUCUCUAAACCAAAAGGUGGAUGCAUACGAAAACGAGGGCUGGUGGGUUACCACUGUUAUCGGGAGAAGAGACUCGAAUUACUAUUAUGUUCGCUGUGUCACCGGGGACAGUGACAUUGUGGUUCAUUCUUCUCAGCUUAGGGUUCAUCAAGACUGGAUCGGUGAACGUUGGGUUUUGCCCUAG
This is a messenger RNA of Prosopis cineraria, 471 nucleotides long. Its product is annotated as protein AGENET DOMAIN (AGD)-CONTAINING P1-like. The transcript has a single exon. The coding region runs from base 1 to 471 and encodes 156 amino acids. NCBI's taxonomy places the organism in Eukaryota, Viridiplantae, Streptophyta, Magnoliopsida, Fabales, Fabaceae. The record is from RefSeq and is a predicted model, not a curated record.